Molecule: messenger RNA, 783 nt
Organism: Trachymyrmex septentrionalis
Lineage: Eukaryota; Metazoa; Arthropoda; Insecta; Hymenoptera; Formicidae
Product: band 7 protein AGAP004871-like
Exons: 4
Coding region: 90-332 (80 amino acids)
Cellular component (GO): plasma membrane
Source: RefSeq, a predicted model, not a curated record
CCCUAGACGAAGCGACUGAUACGUGGGGAAUAAAAGUGGAACGAGUCGAAAUCAAAGAUGUACGACUACCCGUUCAACUGCAACGAGCUAUGGCGGCGGAAGCCGAAGCUGCACGUGAAGCACGCGCUAAAGUGAUUGCCGCAGAAGGUGAACAGAAGGCCAGCAGGGCUCUGCGGGAAGCAUCGGAAGUUAUCGGCGAUUCACCGGCUGCUUUGCAACUCCGUUAUUUGCAGACACUGAAUACAAUAUCAGCAGAAAAGAACUCUACCAUCGUGUUUCCGCUACCAAUCGAUAUGAUGACAUACUUUAUGAAAGCUUUACCGAGAGAAUAAUUAUGUGAAAAAGAGAAAGGAAGAAAGCGUACAUCACGUUUCGCAGGAUACAACGAUGGAGAAGAAGAUUAACAACUUUUCUGAAGCUUUAUGAAGGAUGUUUGGCGAUUUAUUCGUAUAUUUGACAUGCUUGCGUACAUUACAUAAGCUCGGGGAGUGUACUAUCAAUGCUAUUAUGGUUUAUUCUUUUUUUACUGGCAGUGCAACCAUAAAAUAGAUACGAUGGACAAACGUACUAAAUCAAAAUAUGCAUAAUUAUAGAUUUUGAUCAAUAGCAGUAGCGAUUCUUUUAAAGAAUUUAUUUAUUUCUAGAACUAAUAACUAUUUUUUACACUUUUUUAUUCAACGCUAUAUUGCACUGUAAUUGCCUUAUCUCGAGAGCCGCAGUAAUUGCAGUGGAAAUAUGGCUAUCACUUAUGCAGGUUUGGCAACAUUAUCUCAGAAAAAUAAC